GUACUUUUGUGGGACGAUCUGAGAUCGCGGGAGCGUUGAACGCGAGCACGCAGAUCGUGCUCUUUGCCUCCUCCAACGCAUUUCCUUCAACAAGGGACGGCGGCGCAUUCAUCGUCGCACACGGCGCCGCGUUGCGAGGACCACGUCCCCUAGCACAGGCACACUCUUGUGUCUUCCUCUGUCUUUCUCUUGUUUCCCUCCUAAAAAUGCGUUUUAAAGCCGUUCUGAAUGACGCGAAAGGCCUCCUUGGCGCGCUGCAGGUGUGUCACAGCAUUCAACGCGACUGCAUCAUUCGUCUGCACCCCGAGCGCACUCGCAUCUUUUCCAACAUGACCGUGGCUGUCGGUGUGCAGGUGUGGUUGGGCUGCAAGUCGAGUUCUCUGUUCACCAACAUGGUCUGCAACUCCUCCGACACGGAGCAGUCCAUCACAUGUGAGGUGCUCGACCUCGCGCAAUUGAUUCACAUCGUCAAGCUGGCUGAGGUGCGAGAACGGGCACACCUGUCCGCCUCGCAGGUGCUAAUUCGGCUGACGAAAACAGGACAGCGCCCGCUGCUGAAGGUGUCGAUGGAUGGCCUUGCCGGCCAGCCUGACCUCUGCUUCGAUGUCCCGCUGCGCAUCUUGAGCGACCGCGAUAUUCAAGGCAUGGUUCCCCCUCCCCUCGAGAAGCGCCGCUUGAAGAUCAUGGUGCCGGACAUUCUGGAGUUGACCACCUUCAUUGAUAAGCUGAAGAACACCGCAGCCGACAACGUCACCUUUUCGGCGCGUGUGUUGACGCCGGCGGUGCCUCGCCGCAGUGCGGAGGAAGAAGCGGAGGACGACGAGGAAGCCGAGGAAGACUACCCAAACGAUGCAAGUGCGAUGGCCCGUCGGAAGCGUAAGCGUAAGCGAGGCAGCGGUGUGCUGCCCUACGCCAGUCUCGUCGUCAACGCGGAGCACUUCAUGGCGCGCAUCUCGCUCAAGUACGAGGCGGUGCCGUUGAUGGAGACACCAGAGGCGCAAAACGGCGCAGAGGAGGAGGUGGACGACGCGAGGCGAGAUGCACCAAUGGCGGCGGCCGCCGACCGCGACAACCGUCUUACCACCGUGACGGUCGAGACGAAGAAGUUUGCGCGCUUCUUCUCGACGGUGAAGGCCAUUAGCCCAGAUGAGAUAUGCAUGUAUCUGGUGAACAAGCGGGCGCUGGUGCUGAGCGUCUUCGCGGCCGGCAACAACACCACGCUGGUGGCGUACAUUCCAGCAAAGACAGCGACGUGA
Messenger RNA from Leptomonas pyrrhocoris, 1256 nucleotides. RefSeq lists its product as hypothetical. Gene Ontology annotation, biological process: meiotic DNA integrity checkpoint signaling; mitotic DNA replication checkpoint signaling; nucleotide-excision repair. The record is from RefSeq and is a predicted model, not a curated record. The transcript has a single exon. Gene Ontology annotation, cellular component: checkpoint clamp complex; site of double-strand break; nucleolus. The coding region runs from base 207 to 1256 and encodes 349 amino acids. Lineage: Eukaryota; Euglenozoa; Kinetoplastea; Trypanosomatida; Trypanosomatidae.